CGCAGUUUUCGAUAACAUCGAUGGUAUUCAAUAACCCCACCAACUAUUCCCCUAUUAUAUAAACCUAGCCUCUUCCCCUCAGUUUAUUCAUUAAUAACCUUUUUUUUUCUUCAUUAAUCCUUCUUAAUCAUGUCUUGCUACAAGGGAAAGUACGCUGAUGAGCUUAUCAAGAAUGCUGCAUACAUUGGAACCCCUGGAAAGGGUAUCCUUGCUGCUGAUGAAUCCACUGGAACAAUUGGAAAGCGUCUCUCGAGCAUCAAUGUCGAGAACGUAGAAUCAAACAGGAGGGCUCUCCGUGAGCUUCUCUUCUGUACCCCCGGUUGUCUUCAGUACCUUAGUGGUGUUAUCUUGUUCGAGGAAACGCUUUACCAGAAGACUGCCGCAGGCAAGCCUUUUGUUGAUGUCAUGAAGGAAGGCGGAGUCCUUCCCGGUAUUAAGGUUGACAAGGGUACCGUUGAGCUCCCUGGAACCAAUGGCGAGACCACCACCCAAGGUCUUGACGGCCUCGCAGACCGCUGCGCAAAGUACUAUGAGGCUGGUGCUAGGUUCGCCAAAUGGCGUGCCGUGCUCAAGAUUGGUGAGAACGAGCCAUCUCAGCUCGCCAUCAAUGAAAACGCCAAUGGCCUUGCCAGAUACGCCAUUAUCUGCCAACAAAACGGUCUUGUACCCAUUGUUGAGCCUGAGAUCCUUGUUGACGGAUCCCACGACAUUAACAAGUGUGCUGAUGUCACCGAGCGUGUUCUUGCUGCUUGCUACAAGGCUCUCAAUGACCACCACGUCCUCCUUGAAGGUACCUUGUUGAAGCCUAACAUGGUCACUCCUGGUUCGGACUCCGCUAAGGUUGCACCUGAGGUUAUUGCCGAAUGCACCGUCCGUGCUUUGCAGCGCACAAUGCCUGCUGCUGUUCCUGCUGUGGUGUUCUUGUCCGGCGGUCAGAGCGAAGAGGAGGCCACUGUCAACCUCAACGCAAUGAACAAGCUCCAGACCAAGAAGCCAUGGUCUCUUUCCUUUUCCUUUGGACGUGCUCUUCAACAGAGCACCCUAAAGGCGUGGGGUGGAAAAGAGGAGAAUGUUCAGAAGGCACAAGCUGCAUUCCUUACCCGGUGCAAGGCUAACUCCGAGGCUACACUCGGAAAGUACGCCGGAGCUUCCAGCUUGAGUGAGGGUGCUUCCGAGAGCCUUCAUGUCAAGGACUACAAGUACUAGAUCAAAGUUUUUGGUUUUUGGUUUUCGGAUUAUGUUUUUGUUGAUUUCCAUUUUGAAAAUGAGAUGACAAGUACGGGUUUUACAUAAGUGUCUAGCAGUGGACAUAAUGUGUAAGGCUUUUCUUUUCAGUUUAAUAAGAACUUUUGAGUAACAAUAUUGGCUUUGUGACAUCUAUGUAACUGUUUUUGGGGUUGGCUUAUCAAAUGAAAAAUAUAUUUUGCAUUA
Molecule: messenger RNA, 1431 nt
Organism: Lycium barbarum (goji berry)
Lineage: Eukaryota; Viridiplantae; Streptophyta; Magnoliopsida; Solanales; Solanaceae
Product: fructose-bisphosphate aldolase 6, cytosolic
Exons: 3
Coding region: 130-1206 (358 amino acids)
Biological process (GO): glycolytic process; fructose 1,6-bisphosphate metabolic process
Cellular component (GO): cytosol
Molecular function (GO): fructose-bisphosphate aldolase activity
Source: RefSeq, a predicted model, not a curated record